GUGCCGGUGCAUUUCACGUCUCGUUUCAGGCGCAGUCGGGGAGUACGAAUCUCGCGUAAGUGACCGGGAAAUUUAAUUAAUACGUACACGUAAUCGGAGAUAUUGAAUCGCGCAAAAUCAGCCGUUCCGAUAAGUCGAACCGGACACCGAGCGAGAACCGUGACACGACGAAAAACAAGUCGGCAAGUGGCCGAACGCGAUCGCGUCACGAGGUGAAGUACGCAACGACACGAACGACGUCCUUGCACGUCCUUGUUCGGGAUCAGGUGGACCAUGGCGCGCAAGGACGGCCCUUCGAUCUUCGAACGACUCCAGAUCCUUAUGGAAGACGAGAUGGGACCUGGAAGGCUGAUUACCUAUGGGAUCGCCAGUGCCGGCCUACUCGCAGCCCUGUACAAAAUUAGACCCUUCGCCAAGUUCACGAGACCGUCCGAUGUUCCGUUGCACUUUCUGCAGACGCGAGUUCCGCUCCAGGGUACUGUGCGACGCGUGGAACCGAGCUCCAGCAGGGUUCUAUUACUGGUCGAUCACCAUCCCUUAUUGCCUAUUCCCCGUUUCAGCGGUAGGACUUAUUUGCCUGUCAAAAUCGGUGGCGUUGAUGUUACAGGUAACGGUGUAAGCUGGCUGCAAACCGUGCUCAAUGGAAAGCUCAUCACGUUUGUGCCUAUAGUCAGAGAGAAGGAGUAUUUGGAAUGCGUGGUUACAAUGCCACAGAAGGAUCAAGACUCAUUGGAGAUUGGCGAGGAAUUAGUUAAAUUAGGCCUAGCCACAGUACACGAACCUUGGACCAAAUUAAAGGAUAAACGCGUUUUGGCAUAUAGAACGUCCUUGGCAAACGCGCAAAAGUGGGCGAUACGUAGGAGAAAUGGAUAUUGGCAUUUUGUCAAGCAGCCAACAGUUCUGUGGAAGGCGCAAAUGUUCGCAAUUGAUAAAAUAAAAUCGCUGUUGCCCACCAAUGUAAUUAGACGACUUGAUCUGUAAGUGCUCUGCUUGUUUGUUAAAAAUAUACUUCCAGUGUGCAUAUUUUUUGAUAGUUUGUAUAUACAAAUGAAUAUAUAUUAUGUACUUAAGAAUUUUUUAAAUAAAAUUUUAAUAAAAGUUG
Messenger RNA from Monomorium pharaonis (pharaoh ant), 1102 nucleotides. RefSeq lists its product as uncharacterized. NCBI's taxonomy places the organism in Eukaryota, Metazoa, Arthropoda, Insecta, Hymenoptera, Formicidae. The transcript is spliced from 6 exons. Bases 274 to 981 code for a protein of 235 amino acids. The record is from RefSeq and is a predicted model, not a curated record.